Messenger RNA from Cynara cardunculus var. scolymus (artichoke), 2079 nucleotides. Its product is annotated as protein FAR1-RELATED SEQUENCE 5-like. Gene Ontology annotation, biological process: regulation of DNA-templated transcription. The record is from RefSeq and is a predicted model, not a curated record. The transcript is spliced from 8 exons. NCBI's taxonomy places the organism in Eukaryota, Viridiplantae, Streptophyta, Magnoliopsida, Asterales, Asteraceae. The coding region runs from base 1 to 2079 and encodes 692 amino acids.
AUGAACAGCUGUUACCUUCAAGAAUUAUCUACUAUUCUUGCUGCAAUGACUGUUGUUGACAUGUUGAACAUCGUCUGUUUUGAUGAUCUCACCCCUCCACAUCCCGAUUUUGAAUAUGAUAUUGGCGAGACCAUAGAAGGAAGCAAGUAUUUUAUCCCAAUUGUGGAUGACGCGCUUAAGCCAAAGACGAACGCACAAUAUGCAACUUUAAAAAAUGCUGAAAAGAUGUACAGAGAUUACGCGGACAAGGCCGGAUUUGAUGUUCGUGAUGGGGGUUGUUACGAGAUAUACGAGUUUGUUGAGGCACAUAACCAUGCGUUGUUCAACGUUAACGAUCGUCGUUUCUCUAGGAAGAAUAGACAGAUGAAGUGUACGGAUUUCAAGACUAUACUCAACAGCUCGAGUUACAAAGUCGGUGCGAGAAGGGCACAUCGUAUUCAAACGGCAUUGAACGGGGGGUUUGAGCAUACUCGAGUUUCAGAAAUUGAUUUCAAGAAUUUUAAGAGGGAUGCUGUUGCUUGUGUUGGGAAUAAGGACGCACAGAUGUUGAUCAAUAAACUAUCAAAUAGACGUGAUAUUGUACCAGGUUAUUUAUUCGAAUACAAGUGUAAUGCACAGGAGUUGAUCGCAAUUUUCUGGGCAGAUGAAGUUUCUAGGAUCAAGUACAAAGAAUUCGGUGAUGUCAUAUCGUUCGACGGGACGUUUCGCACGAACAAGCAUGCCAUGAUUUUCGUGCCGUUUUUGGCCGUUGACAAUCACAAGGCUUCCGUUGUCAUCGGGUUCGCUCUAAUCAGUGGCGAGACAAUCGAGAACUUUACAUGGGUUUUAAAGGCUUUCCUAAACUGUCAUGAGAAGCAACCAGUUUUCGUCAUUACAGACCAAUGUUCUGCAAUGAAGCAAGCUAUCCUGAUGGUGUUUACGGAAGCCAAACACAUACUCUGUAUGUGGCACAUUAUGAAGAAGGUGCCUUCAAAGGUCAGUGUCGCACUAAAUCAAGAUCCUAAUUUUAAUAAAGUAAUCAGCAAGCUCGUAUGGAACAUACAUAUUGGACCAGCGGAGUUCGAGCAUCGUUGGCAUGAGAUGAUCGAGCAAUACAAUCUGGGGGGUGAUACUUGGUUCACAGAUAUGUAUGCAAUUCGACACUCGUUGAUUCCUGCCUUUUACAAGAACACGCCAAUGUCUGGUCUAAUGAAAACAACCUCAAGAUCCGAGAGUUCGAAUUCAUAUAUUAAUAUAUACGAAUCGUACUGGUUUGAUUUGGUUCAAUUCCUUAAUAAUUACGACGUAGCUAUAGAGAAACAAAGAUACAGACAACCUGUUCAUGAAACAGUAACGAGAACCACUAAUCCAAAAUUUGUUACUCCGUUGCGUUUAGAAAGUUAUGCAUCAAGCAUAUACAGUCGGAAUGUGUUUUUUGACAUACAAAAGGAGAUAAAGAAGGAUGUCUGGUGCUGUGCUAUAGAGAACAUCAAAUGCCGGGAUGUCUUAAAGUCAUUUGUGAUAAGCCACAAAACCAAGAAAUCAUCCGAGAACAUCACAUAUCUGGUGAACCGUAAUUACUCAACAGACACCGUCGAAUACGAGUGCAACCUAUUCACGCGUAAUGAUUAUCUUUGUCGUCACGCGUUCAAGAUACAAUCUGCAAGGGUUCGUUACGGCGAGGUUGAUGCUGAAAAAGAAAAGUGUAUCAUUGAUGUAUAUUCGAAGGUCGACGAGAUCAUAAGCAUCGCCCGGAAUGAUAAGUCUAUAUUGGCUAGAUUGGAAAGAAAUCUCAACACAUUUAUGGUUGAUAUAGAGAAGGAAGUUCCAUAUGAAGACCCAUCUCAACAGAAGUUGGAUGCAAUUAGGGAGCACCUAGGUGUUUCCAUACCGGAUGAGGUGGAUAUUUUACCACCUUCUGGCAUUAGGAACAAGGGAUGCGAGACUGUUGAUGUUUUUGAUAGUGCCUUCAUUGUCCUGGAGAAAGUAGCCUAUGUUCAUUGUAGCAUGCAUGAUGCAGGAAUCUCUAGAAUUGGAUCAGUUAACAAACAACAUCCUUCUUUGAAUGUUGCAAAAAGCUGUGUUGUAGAUGCCAUGUGA